GCGGCGAGCCGACCGGCGGUGAAGAUGACUGUGUUCUUUAAAACGCUUCGAAGUCACUGGAAGAAAACCACGGCUGGAGUCUGCCUGCUGACAUGGGGAAGCCAUUGGCUUGAUAACCUGCUGCGGAGAGCGGCCUGUCAGGAAGCUCAGGUGUUUGGCAAUCAACUCAUCCCUCCCAACGCGCAGGUGAAGAGGGCAACCGUCUUCCUCAACCCCGCCGCUUGCAAAGGCAAAGCACGGACUCUGUUUGAAAAAAACGCUGCCCCGAUCUUGCACUUGUCCGGCAUGGAUGUGACCGUCGUCAAGACAGAUUAUGAGGGCCAGGCCAAGAAACUGCUGGAGCUGAUGGAGAACACGGACGUGAUCAUUGUGGCCGGAGGCGACGGGACGUUGCAGGAGGUUAUUACUGGAGUUCUUCGGAGAGCAGAUGAGGCCACCUUCAGUAAGAUCCCCAUCGGCUUCAUCCCGCUGGGGCAGACCAGCAGUUUGAGCCCGACCCUCUUCGCCGAGAGUGGAAACAGAGUCCAACGUAUUACCGACGCCACACUUGCCAUUGUGCGAGGAGAGACGGUCCCACUUGAUGUCCUGCAGAUCAAGGGCGAGAAGGAGCAGCCCGUGUUUGCGAUGACCGGCCUCCGGUGGGGGUCCUUCCGAGAUGCUGGCGUCCAAGUUAGCAAGUACUGGUACCUCGGGCCUCUGAAAACCAAAGCGGCUCACUUCUUCAGCACUCUGCAGGAGUGGCCUCAGACGCAUCAAGCCUCCCUCUCGUACACGGGACCUAAAGCCAGACCUCCCAGCGUCGCCGACGAGACCCCCCCGCGGCCCUCUCUGUACCGGAGGAUCCUGCGCAGGCUCGUGUCGUACUGGGCACAGCCGCAGGACGCCCUCUCCCAGGAGGCGAGCCCCGAGGUCUGGAGGGACGUGCAGCUGUCCACCAUCGAGCUGUCCAUCACAACACGGAACAGCCAGCUCGACCUGACCAGCACAGAAGACUUUAUGAAUAUCUGCAUCGAACCCGACAAUGUCAGCAAAGGAGACUUCAUAAGUAUAGGAAGCAAAAAGGUGCGAGACCCCAAGCUGCGCGCCGAGGGCACCGAGUGUCUCCAAGCCAGCCAGUGCGCCCUGCUGCUGCCCGAGGGCACCGGGGGCUCCUUCAGCAUCGACAGUGAGGAGUACGAGGCGAUGCCCGUGGAGGUGAAGCUGCUGCCCCGGAAGCUGCAGUUCUUCUGUGACCCUAGGAAGAGAGAGCAGCUGACGCCCAGCUCCGCUGAGUGAGCGCCCGGGGAGGGGCACCCGAGACCAUGCUCGAGGCCACCGUGGGACCAAAGGGAACAGACCGGACGCCUCACCCGUCCCCACAGGGCAGUGGCUUCCCCUUCGCGCAUGCUCUGACUUCCGUGAGGCAGCUGCUCCCUGCUCAGGCUAGUUCAAGGGCGUUCUCUCUCACAGCGGAUGGGGAAGGGCUAGACCUCGUCUCCCGCACACGCAGCCGCUGGGGCACGCGGGACCCUAGCCUCGCCCCUCCGUCCCUGUCUGUUCCCCACGGGUGCUGCUGCUUGGUGAGCUCUGACUCUUUCUUAGCUUGUUUCCGUUCGAGCCUCAGUCCAAACAAAAGUGUGGGUGAGGUGUUUCCCUCUUCAGCCAUGGCUGAAAUUCUGUCAACUCCUAGUUUGUUCGAGUAGCGGUCCUUAAGUGUUGGUUUGCAUGCUGAACCAUCCAGGGUGCCUGUUGAGAACUGCGGGACUCGGGGUCCAGCCCAAACCUAAACAACUCAGUCCAGGUGGAGCCCGGCAACCUUCAUCUUCCCCGCAAAGCAGCCGCGCUCCCCAGGCGACUGCUGCGGGCCCCGCCUCACCAGACGGCAGGGGCGAGAGGGGGGCUUCCUGGGGUCUUCUGGAAACCGCGCGCCCCGUCACGCUUUAGAGCCGGCGUCCGAAAUCUGUCGAGGGAGUCAGCGCUGUCCAAGCAUGUGCGUCCUGCUGUCCUGUAAAUACUAUUUUAAAAUAAAAACUGAUUCACUCUUUUAAACAUACUCAGUGUAAUUUAAACACACAGCAAUUUGACAUCACCCAUGUACCAAAAAAUAAACACGUUCUUCAGUAGUUGAACAUUUUAAACGGACUUUCCUCCUCGUAUGUUUCCGCACCCCCUUCAGCGGAGAAUGCCAUCGUGGUGCAGGCUGUUUUCACGCGUAAAACUGUGUAGUUCUGUGCUGACUGUGGAACAUUACGGCACUGUUCUCAUCAGUUGUGUGUCAGUAAUCACAAGGUUUGGGUAAUUAAACGUUAACUGUGUUAGAAUGUUCUUCAUCCUCCUUAGUUCAUCUGCGCAAGAGCACGUGACCGUUGCAGCCAGGUGCCGCAGAACCCGACGCUGCGCUCCCGGUCCCGCGGUCGGUGGGCGUGCGCACGGGACGGGACGGAAGGAGUUCCCUUGCGGCAGUGUCUGCGGCUCUGUGAAUCCUUCGGAGUUAACUGUCAAAAAAUCGGCGAUCUCAAAAAUUAUUAAUAAUGAUCCCUCAACAGCCUGAUUACACCUUCCCUUAGGUUGUCGAAAGCCCGGAACCUGAAACCGCCGGCCAGCCGGUCUCGGUCAGGGUUCACUCCUCACCCCGCCAGCGCCAGUCCCUCAGUGUGGGGCCCGUGGGGUGUCUUGCGCUAGAGGGGCGAGCACACGGUGGUCGGAUGGGCGGGACAGACGCCUCUCUGAAGAGGCAGGGACGGUGCGAGGGGGCUGGCCGGCCAUGGCUCCGGGCUCGGCUCGGCAGGUUGGCGCUAGGGCAGUAAGGUACGCCUGCGCCCACCAGCCGCUGGCAGAGUGCCGACCGCCGCCUACAGGGUCACAGAGCAGCUACGGAACGCCCGCGUGUGAGCUGCACGGAGACCGGGCUUACCUGUGUCGUCUUCGGAGCGGCAUUGGAGGCCACGCUUCUGCCAAAAAAAAAAAAAAAAAAAAGGAAUAAGCAGGUCCAAGCACACGGUGUGAGGGUCGCCCACUCCACACCGCCCACGGAGCGGGGAGGGGACGCGGCGGUCUGGGAAAAGUUUCCACGUGAGCCGAGCCCAGAGGA
Messenger RNA from Phyllostomus hastatus (greater spear-nosed bat), 3070 nucleotides. It is a transcript of the gene AGK, whose product is annotated as acylglycerol kinase. Gene Ontology annotation, molecular function: ATP-dependent diacylglycerol kinase activity; acylglycerol kinase activity; ceramide kinase activity. The transcript is spliced from 16 exons. The record is from RefSeq and is a predicted model, not a curated record. The coding region runs from base 25 to 1275 and encodes 416 amino acids. Gene Ontology annotation, cellular component: TIM22 mitochondrial import inner membrane insertion complex; mitochondrion. Gene Ontology annotation, biological process: protein insertion into mitochondrial inner membrane; ceramide biosynthetic process. NCBI's taxonomy places the organism in Eukaryota, Metazoa, Chordata, Mammalia, Chiroptera, Phyllostomidae.